Psammomys obesus (fat sand rat) is the source of this 785-nucleotide messenger RNA. RefSeq names its product cytochrome c oxidase subunit 4 isoform 2, mitochondrial. The transcript is spliced from 5 exons. Gene Ontology annotation, biological process: mitochondrial electron transport, cytochrome c to oxygen. The coding region runs from base 120 to 635 and encodes 171 amino acids. Lineage: Eukaryota; Metazoa; Chordata; Mammalia; Rodentia; Muridae. The record is from RefSeq and is a predicted model, not a curated record.
CAGGGCAACUCUGACUUUCUUCGCCGCCGCCUCCAGCCUGCAACCAAAUCAGAAGCUGGCCCUGAGGGGCAGCCAGCGAGCAGCGCAGCGCAGAACCACACUCAUCUGCAUCCCCGCAGAUGCUUUCCAGAGCUGCCAGGAGUCUGGCGAUGAGGACAGGAGGACUCGGAACUCGAGGGACACACAGCCCAGACGGCGCUGCUGACAGCCAUCGCAGGAUGACCCCCUAUGUUGACCGCUAUGCCCAGCGCUCCUAUCCCAUGCCGGAUGAACCCUACUGUACAGAGCUCAAUGAGGAGCAGCGGGCCCUGAAGGAGAAAGAGAAGGGCAGCUGGGCCCAGCUAAGCCAAGCAGAGAAGGUGGCCUUGUACCGGCUCCAGUUCCACGAAACCUUCGCAGAGAUGAACCAUCGCUCCAACCAAUGGAAGACGGUGAUGGGCUGUGUCUUCUUUUCCAUUGGAUUCACGGCUCUGGUGAUUUGGUGGGAGCGGGUCUAUGUGUUCCCAGAGAAGGUUGUCACCCUGACAGAAGAACGGAAAGCCCAGCAGCUCCAGCGCCUGCUGGACAUGAAGAGCAACCCCAUACAGGGCCUGGCUGCCCACUGGGAUUAUGAGAAGAAAGAGUGGAAGAAGUGACCAGCUCCACACAUUUGCCGCUUGCCCUCAUAAAAUCACCCUGGUACAGAACCUGGAGCCCAGGGCCCCCCUCCUCACCUCUCCUCCCUUCCCCUAACUCUUCCUGUCGCCUCUACUCCUCUCUGCUCCAAUAAAAGCAGUCUGUUUUCU